AUGCUCCCUACGCCCUGUACAUCCCACGUCGACUUCGACACGAUCUACGAACCCUCCGAAGACUCCUAUCUUUUCCUCGAUACCCUUUCUUCACCGUCCGAAUCAGCAUGGCUCACUCGGCGCUUCGAGAAAUCUUCAUCCCCCGAUCAAUCCACUGCCUCCCCGCUAGUCAUUGAAAUCGGAACCGGCUCAGGAGUCGUGCUCGGCUUUGUAGCGGCCAAUUCCCAAAUCAUCUUCGGACGGCGCGAUAUCCUCCCGCUAGGAAUAGACGUAAACCGGAACGCCUGUGUCGCGACCCGCGAAACAGCGAACAAAGCCAUCAAGGAACGACAAAGCAAUAAUGAAGGAUCCACGGGUCAGAAAACAGCAUAUCUUUCCUCCGUCAUGGCGGAUCUAGGGAGUUCAAUUCGGCCGGGCAGUGUGGACGUGCUCUUGUUUAAUCCGCCGUAUGUGCCUAGCGAGGAAUUACCGCGGUUACCUUCUGUUACGGAGCAGGAUGUCGACGAGACGGGAAUGUCGAAGUUGGCGAAGUUUGAGCGCGACUCGUACUUUUUGUCGUUGACGUAUGCCGGGGGCAGAGAUGGGAUGGAGACGACGGAUCGGUUGUUGGAGGAGAUUCCUGGGUUGUUGGAUCCUCGUCGGGGGGUGGCGUAUGUGUUGUUCUGUGCGCAGAAUCGGCCGCAGGAGGUGAAGGAGAGGAUCAGGGCUUGGGGCGAUGGAUGGCAGGCGGAGACGGUUGGGAAUAGCGGUGUGCAGGCUGGGUGGGAGAAGUUGGUUAUCGUUCGCAUAUGGAGGGAGGCGGCGUGA
This is a messenger RNA of Aspergillus alliaceus, 807 nucleotides long. Its product is annotated as S-adenosylmethionine-dependent methyltransferase. Gene Ontology annotation, biological process: methylation. NCBI's taxonomy places the organism in Eukaryota, Fungi, Ascomycota, Eurotiomycetes, Eurotiales, Aspergillaceae. Gene Ontology annotation, cellular component: eRF1 methyltransferase complex. Gene Ontology annotation, molecular function: protein methyltransferase activity; S-adenosylmethionine-dependent methyltransferase activity; nucleic acid binding. The record is from RefSeq and is a predicted model, not a curated record. The transcript has a single exon. The coding region runs from base 1 to 807 and encodes 268 amino acids.